CACAAUAAAUCUAAUAACUAAGUAGCAAAUGUUUUUUAAUUCAAUUCUCUUUCCAAACAUAAUUGCUUAACUAUAAACCCAAAAGUGUGACUAGAAAUACAAUACCCAUGUGCUUUCACGGACCCUUGUCGCUUAUUCUAAGGGUCCUGCCCACGGGCUCUCAGAAUAAUAAUCUCCUGAUCCUGGGCCUGGACAAUGCUGGAAAAUCCACCUUAACAGCACGUCUCUCUGAGAUCUUUAAUGGCAAAGGCAAGGAAGCCACUGCUCAGGCCAGUGAGUGGAGAUUAAGGAUCAAUAAUUCCAAGGUCAAGUUGUGGGAUAUUAAUGGGGAACUGAAGAACAGGCAACUUUGGCCCAAUUAUUACCAAAAGGCUAGGAUUUUGAUUUUUGUAGUAGACAGCAAGGAUGCAGUGCGUCUCAGCGAGGCUCGUUGUGUCCUAUGCGAUGUCCUUUUGCAUGAGGAACUAAACAAGGCUGCGCUCCUAAUUGUAUCCAAAAAAGAUGCCCAGGGAUCUUUGCCCAUGUCCACAAUCGUGGAUUUAAUGGGUCUUGAUCAAUUGCAGGGCAGGGAAUGGACUAUUAAGGAGUGUUCCUUGCAGACUGGCGAUGGCGUUCAGGAAAUUGUGAACUGGAUUACCAGCAAGACCAGCAAGGCCAAGAAGUGAAGUUUAUCAGUUUUUGCAUUUUUAGAUAUUGUACAAAAAUUGUUCUAUUUAUAUUAAAUGUCUACUAAAAAUUGGUAGUGCAUACAAGAA
This is a messenger RNA of Drosophila serrata, 755 nucleotides long. Its product is annotated as ADP-ribosylation factor-like protein 3. Lineage: Eukaryota; Metazoa; Arthropoda; Insecta; Diptera; Drosophilidae. Gene Ontology annotation, molecular function: GTPase activity; GTP binding. The record is from RefSeq and is a predicted model, not a curated record.